Messenger RNA from Dryobates pubescens (Downy woodpecker), 906 nucleotides. RefSeq lists its product as uncharacterized. Lineage: Eukaryota; Metazoa; Chordata; Aves; Piciformes; Picidae. The record is from RefSeq and is a predicted model, not a curated record. Bases 1 to 906 code for a protein of 301 amino acids. The transcript is spliced from 2 exons.
AUGAAGCUGGAAAGCAAGGAAAAUCUGCAGGUCAUCUCUGAUGAGGAGCAGUGCAUUGCAGGUGUGUUGGCCAAGGGUGAGAGGAAGAGGAGCCGCAGCCAUGGGAACAUCAAAGUUUUCAAGGCCUGGCUGGUCUCCCACCACCCCUCUGAAACUCGUGAGAUCUACCAGAUGCCACCUGAAGACCUCAACUCUUACCUGGCCUCCUUCUACAGCUCUGCAAAGAAGCAGAACGGCAGCGACUUCUCUGCCAGCACCCUGACCUUCCUCCAGCUCAGCACCGACCGCUACCUCAGGGAGCACAGCUACAGCUACAGCGUGGUGAAGGGGGUGGAGUUCAGAGCUGCUCAGGAAGCCUUGAAGCUGAGGCAGCAGCAGCUCUCUGAGAAAGAGAGGGAGGGAGAGUGGAGCCUCCUGGAGAGGCUGACAGAGGACGACUUGGCCACCCUUCGCCAGAAAGGGCUUUUAAGUAGAAGGCAUCCUCAGGGCUUGCUGAGCCUCCUGCUCACAAACAUCAUCAGGGGCUUUGGGGCCCGGGUGCACAGUCAGAGCCACACUCUGUACUGGGGCCAGCUUGUGCUGACACGGGCUGAGGGGCAGCUGGAGUACCUGGAGUGGAGGGACAGCCUGAGCCCGGAGCCCGGCCCGGAGGAGCCACGGCCACGCCUCUCGGCCCGGCCCGGCCCUGCCGGCUGCCCCGUGGAGGAUUACAAGGAGUACGCCAGGAGGCGGCCUCUGGACAUGCGCCACGACUACGACCCUCUCUACCUCACCCCCAAGCCUCUGUGCUCCGUGUGGGACCAGGCAUGGUUCCGCAGCAAGUCACUGACCAAAGCCAGCCUGGAGAAGCUCCUGAAAGUUAUCACUGAGCAAGUCAAAGGCCCUGGGAAGAAGCGCAAGAAGUGA